GCACCCUGCAAGCUGCUUCAGUCUCCAUCCUACUGUUCCUCUGGUGAACUAGGUUAACUUAAAUUUGCAAAAAAAAAUGCCUAAACUCCUACAAGGCAUUGUCACUAUCCUCGAUGUUUUCUACCAAUAUGCUACCGAGCAUGGGGAGUGUGACAUGCUGAACAAGACAGAGCUGAAAGAACUUUUGGAAAAUGAAUUUCGCCAAAUUCUAAAGAAUCCAGAUGAUCCAGAUACUGUAGAUACCAUCAUGCAAAAUCUGGAUCGAGACCAUAAUAAACAAGUGGAUUUUACUGAGUAUCUUCUGAUGAUAUUCAAGCUGUCUCAGGCUUGUAAUAAAAUUGUUGGCAAAGACUACUGCCAAGCUUCAGGGUCAAAGCAGAAAGAGCACAGUCACCAGCAUCAAGAGGAACAGAGUGAAACAGAAGAGGAAGGAAAGGUGCAAAAAUCCUCUUCCACUUAUUCAAGUUCAAGCGCAGGAGAGAAUGGCUCCAGAGGAAGCAUUAAACAUAGGUCUAAGUCCACCUCCCAAAAACUGAGGCAUCAAGGAGACUUGUCUAGCUCAACGGGUCAAUCCUCAAGUUUAGGACAACAUGGAUCUAGCUCAGGCCAAUCUUUUAGCCACAGUCAACAUGGGUCUGGUGCAGGUCAGUCAUCCAGCUAUGGCCAACAGAGUCCAGGCUCAGAGCAAUCUUCAAGACACAGUCAAUAUGGAUCUGGAUCAGGCCAAUAUUCUAGCCACAGGCCACACCAGGCAGGUUUAAGAGAAUCAUCUGGUUUUGCUCAACAGGAGUCUGGCUCAGGUCAGUCUUCUGGUUUCAGUAAGCAUGGAUCUGGCUUAGGUCAAUCCUCUGGUUAUGGACAACAUGGUUCUUCAUCAGGACAGACAUCAAACUGUGGCCAACAUGGAUACAACUCAGGUCAGUCUUCUAGCUGUGGACAGCAUGUGUCUGGAUCAAACCAGUCCUCUAGCCAGAAGCGAUAUAGGUCUGGUUCAAAUUCAUCUCCUAGCAGUGGAGAAUAUGGCCAACACAGAUCUGGAUCAAGCCAAUCUUCUAGCCACAGGCGAUAUAGGUCUGGUUCAAGUUCAUCUCCUAGCAGUGGAGAAUAUGGCCAACACAGAUCUGGAUCAAGCCAAUCUUCUAGGCACAGGCGAUAUAGGUCUAGUUCACAGCAGUCUUCUGGCAGUGGUAGAUAUAGAUCUGGCUCAAGUCAGUCUUCUGGCUUUGGUCAAUAUGGAUCUGGUUCAGGAAGGUCAUCCAGGUUUGGGCAACAUGGCUACAGGUCAAGAGAGUCCUCUAGCGUUAGUCAGCAUGGAUCUGGCACAGGCCAGUCCUGUGGGCAAUACAGUUCAUCACCAGGAAAGUCAUCAAGCUGUAGCCAACAGGGGUUCAGCUCAGGUCAGUCUUCCAGCUAUGGCCAGCAUGGAUCUGGUUCAAAUCAGUCUUCUAACAACAGCCAAUAUGGAUCUUCCUCAGGACAGUCUUCUGGCUUUAGUCAGCAUAGAUCAAGCUCAGGUCAGUCUUCCAGCUAUGGUGGAUAUAGGACUGGCUCAGGUCAGUCUCCUAGCCAUAGCCAACAUGGGUCUACAUCCAGUCAGUCUUCAAGGCAUAGCCAACAGGGGUCUGGAUCAAAUCAGUCCUCUGCCUUUGGGCAACAUGAAUCUGGCUCAGGUCAGUCUUCUGGCUUUGGUCAACAUAGGUCUGGCAUAGGGCAAUCCUCUGGUUAUGGACAACAUGGUUCUUCAUCAUCGUGCUGUGGUCAGCAUGGAUCCAGCUCAGGUCAGUCUUCCAGCUAUGGUCAGCAUGGGGCUGGAUCAAAUCAGUCUUCUCGCUAUGGCCAACACAUGUCUGGAUCAAGCCAGUCUUCCAGGCAUAGGCAACAUGGGUAUGGUCAAAGAGAGUCUUCUGCUUUUGGUCAACAAGGGUCUGGCUCAGGUCAGUCUUCUGGCUUUGGUCAACAUGGGUCUGGCUCAGGUCAGUCUUCUGGUUUUGGUCAACAUGAGUCUGGUUCAGGUCAGUCCUCUGGCUUCAGUCAACAUGGGUCUUGCUCAGGCCAGUCCUCUGGCUUCAGUCAACAUGGGUCUUGCUCAGGCCAGUCCUCUAGUUAUGGACAACAUGGCUCUUCUUCAGGACAGUCAUCAUGCGGUGGUCAGCAGGGAUCUAGGAUGGGUCAGUCUUCCAGCUAUGGUCAGCAUGGGUCUGGAUCAAAUCAGUCUUCUAGCUAUGGCCAGCAUACAUCUGGAUCAGGCCUGUCUUCUAACCAAAGGCGACAUGGGUCUUGCUCAAGAGAAACUUCUGGUUUUAAUCAACAUGAGUCUAUUCCAGGAAAGUCAUCCGGUUUUAGUCAGUGUGGUUCUGGCUUAGGUCAAUAUUCUGGCUAUGGACAACAUGGCUCAACAUCAGGACAGUCAUCAUGCUGUGGUCAACAUGGACCCAGCUCUGUCCAGUCUUCCAGCUAUGGUCCACAUGGAUGUAGUACAAAUCAAUCUUCUAACUAUGGCCAAUAUGGAUCUGCCUCAAGUCGUUGUUCUAGCAAUAACCAACAUGGGUAUCCCUCAAGUAUGCCUGAACACCAUGAGUCUGUUUCAUAUCCUUCAUCUACUUCUGGACAACAUUGUUCUAGAUCUAAUCAUUGUUCUAACUCUCAGCAAUAUGGAUCUGGCUCAUGUUACUCAUCUAGCUCUGGAUCAUGUGGUCCUGGACCUAAUCAGUGUUCUAGUUUUGAGCAACAUGAACCACAAGGGAGAUGUGGAAACCAGUGGAAAUCUAGCUAUAGCCAUUCAAACUGUAAUGAAGGGCAGGGGAGAAAUGGCUAUAGACAAGUAGAAAGCUCCUCAGGCUGUGCCUCUGAACAAUUUACAUCCUCUUGUGGACAGUCUAGAUCCAACACUAUCAAUAAACUGUCAUUGUGCAAUAAGGAUCACAGACUAAGUGGCUAUUGUGACCAGAAAGGAAGAGCAGACAGCCGGGGAGAGGGAAGUAUAGGCUCAAGAUCCCAAAGUUUCAAUAGUAACACUCCACUCUAUGCAUACGUCCAACAGCAGAGGUGUUAAAUGUAGGGAUGAAUAAUGAAUAGAGGUGAAAUUAACUGACACAGCAAUUUUUAAAAUGAGAAACUGUUAUAGAGAAGCAAGUCAUCAUGAAAUUUCUAUUUCUAUCCUGUUCUUUUAAACCUGUAAUUGUACUCUACUACUUAUUAAUUGGCUCCUUACCCAAAGAUGUAGGGCAUUUAGGUAUUUCUUAUGAAAUAUUGAGUUGAAUGAAUGAUGAGUAUGUGGUUAAAUUUGGAAAAACAAUGGAAAGUAUUUAAGGAGCUUGGAUUUUAGUUAAGGUAUCUUUUCGACAACUCGCUAUUUUAAUUAGAGAUAAUGCCGAAGCUAAGUGUGUGGUUUUAAAAAAUAAUAUAUUGUAAAUGUACCAUACUAAAGUAAAAGCUUUCUCUAACAGGUACACGUACUCAAAUUUUUGGUGUAUCUUAUAUAGAAGAGUAGCAAAAAAGAGAAACCUUAAAAGCAAAGAUGCACCACUGAUACAGUAUGUUUAUUUAUAAAUUCCACUAAGCCUCUAUUUUUGAGUACAUUAUCUAUUAGGUAAUUAACUAGUAUUACAAAGAAGUUGCUUCAGAUGAUUCUCCUUAGCCAAGCAAGAGCAUGAUUUCUUAAAAAGCAGACUGGAUCAGUUCAAGAUCAAAAGAUCCAAAUAUAGGUUUUAACGUGAUUUCAACAAGAAAGAUCUCAGCUCCUACUUCUAAGAAGUUGGCUCCAGAUUAGAAAACUUUAGGGGUGCUUAGCAUAGAUAUACAAUAACUCCUUGCAGGGGAAUAUCCAUACCCAGAGAGAAAGAAAGACUAUCACUGUUAUAUAGUUCCUUGAUUUGACUGUAAUGAAUUUGUUUCAAGUGUUUGGAUUCAAAUAACUGCAUUGCAUUAAAACUGGCAAUAAGUAAAUGUUGAUCAAAUACA
Chinchilla lanigera (long-tailed chinchilla) is the source of this 3960-nucleotide messenger RNA. RefSeq names its product hornerin. Gene Ontology annotation, molecular function: calcium ion binding; transition metal ion binding. Gene Ontology annotation, cellular component: keratohyalin granule; cornified envelope. Gene Ontology annotation, biological process: establishment of skin barrier. Bases 77 to 3052 code for a protein of 991 amino acids. Lineage: Eukaryota; Metazoa; Chordata; Mammalia; Rodentia; Chinchillidae. The record is from RefSeq and is a predicted model, not a curated record. The transcript is spliced from 4 exons.